Ochlerotatus camptorhynchus is the source of this 2060-nucleotide messenger RNA. RefSeq lists its product as uncharacterized. The coding region runs from base 1 to 1890 and encodes 629 amino acids. The record is from RefSeq and is a predicted model, not a curated record. The transcript is spliced from 6 exons. Lineage: Eukaryota; Metazoa; Arthropoda; Insecta; Diptera; Culicidae.
AUGGCGUCAGCAAAUAAAUUCACUGAAAUUGUGCUAUAUCUGCUCGAUCUUCCAGCAGAACUUCUGAACAUUUUCAAAGCGAAAAAGUUCACGGAAGACACGUUAAUCAACAUUUCCCGCGACGAGCUUGGAGAAUCUUUACAAUCGGAGGAAACAGAGUGGAAUAUAAACGAAAUCUUCCGUCGCCUAACUGAAUGGCGCAAGGCAAACGGAUGCGGCCUUUUCACCUUUGACGAGGUGUACGUCCAGGAGGAGUACACGCAGGAGGACGACGCGCAGGAGGACGACGCGCAGGAGGACGACGCGCAGGAGGACGACGCGCAGGAGGACGACGCGCAGGAGGACGACGCGCAGGAGGACGACGCGCAGGAGGACGACGCGCAGGAGGACGACGCGCAGGAGGACGACGCGCAGGAGGACGACGCGCAGGAGGACGACGCGCAGGAGGACGACGCGCAGGAGGACGACGCGCAGGAGGACGACGCGCAGGAGGACGACGCGCAGGAGGACGACGCGCAGGAGGACGACGCGCAGGAGGAGGACGUGCAGGAGGAAGACGGACAGGAGGAUGACGCGCAGGAGGAGAACACGCCUCCACGCGGAAAUAAUCAACCCACGGACGUCAGUGACGGCAUAAAACCACUAUUCAAGAACCCACCAGAGCCUGUAGAUGCUUCCGACAAAAUUGCUCCGAGUGUCCAAAUCAAGGUAGUCAAGAGAUUUUGUGUAAAAACUCUUGUUGAUUUGCUGAACACAACAAUAACAGGGAAGGAAAUUUUGAAGCGAGGCCAGCGAGGUCUUUUAUCAAAAGAAAGUCAGCGGGAGCUGGUUGGAGUUAUCGCCGAUUAUCACAUUAGCCUGGGAACUUCCUUGAAAGAGGAGAGUCUUCGUGACUACGGUGAAGCAAUUGUUGCUCAAUUCAGACACGAGACAUUGGAUACGUAUUUUGUAGCAAGAAGUGGAAAGAGAAAGAACCAUGGCGGAAAAUUAUUCAAUAGAAUUACAAACUUAAAACAAAAAUUGAUCAAACGCGCGUUUAAGGAAGAAGAACAUUUGCAUGGGAAAAAAUCAAAGGUUGACCCAUUCGUUCCUAAAGAUCCGGUGGCAGAAGAAGCGAUACUGUGGCUAGAACAGAAUUCUUGUCCGUGGAGCACAGUUCUGGACAAGUGGAUUGUGUCUUUUGAUAUCAGGAAACCCCACUUAUUGAAAUCAAAAAUCGUCGAAGAAGUUCUCACAAGACAUCGCCAUUAUUCUGGCAAGCAUGGAUACCAGAUCAUAGACAUUGAUUUCAAAUUAUUGAAAUUGGGAAACGACAAAGGCAUCAACAAAUGGGAUCAAUUUCUACCGAAGAUCAUCGAGUACCUUGAUAAACCUUACAAAGACGAACUAUCAAUCAAUCUUCUUGGAUUUAUAAAAACACCUGGAGCUGAUAAAAAUUCAAUUAUCUCAGCUGUUUUGAUCCUGCUGAAUAACGUCCUGAAACCCACUAAAGUGACUAAAACAUUCAAGCCAUCCAUUUUGUCAGCUCAGGAAGAUAUUAUUUUUUUUGCGGAAACGAAUGGUCAAGCGGUACAAAAAAUCAACGACUUUAAUUCAUCUUACGAGUCAUUAGGUUUCUACACCAUCCCAAAGCUGGUAUUCAGAGGCAAAGACAUAACAUCAUUAAGUGGCGGAUACGAAGUGCAUUAUAAAUCGAUAGUGUAUAAGCUAGAAACAGCAGAAAGGGCGAUUGAUGUUCUGGUGAAACUCAGCACGAUUUUCGGAUUGGAGUAUUCCAGAAUUUGUCGACUGGUAUGGAACUUUAUUUGUUCUUAUGUAUAUGAUUUGGUAGUACCAGAGCAAUAUGAAUCAAUCAACAACCUCAAACGAUUCUUACCAAAAAUACAAUAAUAUGUUCACCUGCAUGAUCGAAGGUUGCAUAGUGAAUGCUAUGUCUGUUUACCCGUAUUUUGAUCAUCUCACCAAUAUCCACAAGGUCCCAAGGAACUAUCGAUAUAAAUGCACCUUUCAACGAUGUUGUCAAAUACUUUCCAAUUGGUAUGUAUUCAAAAGACAUGCAU